AUGCGCCGUGGUGUGCGUUCGCAUGGCGGGGAACUCAUCCUAUCCGUGCAAAGGGCCACGGUAGAGCACGCGACCGGUGCUUGGUGGUACACACUAUUUUAUCUCAUGACCUCUGCCAUAAUACUGAUUCUUACCGAAUGUACACCGUCGCUAAACCGCUUGCUCGACGAAGGCGAGCUGGAUGCCUCGUGGGAACGAUGUCUUGACACGCUAAAGGUGCUUGGACAAAAUUACUCUCUUGCACGGCAUUAUCUGCAUGCUCUUACCGUCCUGCGCCAGCGCAGCUUGGCAAAAUAUUCAGGACAACCACAGGAAACCCGGCCUAAUGCGGGACGGACUCCUCAAAGUUCAGACGGAGACAACGGCAUCGACGGAGAUAUGUCUCACGCCGUGACAGAUGAAUGGAGCAGGACGUAUACAGAGGCUGGGCUGGAUCACUCCGUGUUUCCGAUGAAUUGGGACCUGGACCUCGAAAAUCUCCUGCCAGUCUCGACAACCUUUGGCCCCGACGGAUUUGGGUACAAUAUGCCAAAUAUCCUCGACCAUUGA
Parascedosporium putredinis is the source of this 549-nucleotide messenger RNA. The record is from the annotation of a GenBank genome assembly. Lineage: Eukaryota; Fungi; Ascomycota; Sordariomycetes; Microascales; Microascaceae.